UUUAUUCAGAAAGAUCACACCACAAUUACUCAUCAACAAAUAUGGCGACAACUAACGGAGUAAGCACAACAGAACAGACAACAAUGAGCUCCAGUGGGGAUCAAAACCCACCUGGAAACCCUGCUGAUCGCAGAAAUCAGGUAAUGGUUGGCGAACUGCCUACCGACUUCCUUCGGACAGGUCCUCCUCUGACUCAAGAGCAAGAAGACGAACGCAUAGCACGCAUUCUGCAGGCUCAGCAGCAGGCAGGGAUGAAUCAUGUGGUGACCGCGUCCAACUUCGCAGGUCGUCUCAGCAUCUCGGUGGUGCAGGCCAAGCUAACCAAGAACUAUGGACUGACCAAAAUGGACCCGUACUGCCGGGUGCGUAUUGGCCACACCGUGUUUGAGACCCCAACAGCGUACAAUGGGGCCAAGGCUCCUCGGUGGAACAAAACGGUCACCACGUAUCUGCCUGUAGGAGUUGAUUCCAUGUACAUGGAGGUGUUUGAUGAGCGAUCUUUCACAAUGGAUGACCGCAUCGCGUGGGCUCACAUCAAGAUCCCUGAGACUGUGAUGUCAGGCGAGACGGCAGACGAGUGGUUCCCGCUGAGUGGCCGACUAGGAGACGACAAAGAGGGAUCCAUCAACCUGGUGCUCUCCCUUACCCAGUGAUGGGCCAGACUCCCGUGUACCCCCCUCAGCAGCCUCAGCAGCCUCAGCAGCCGCCGCAGCCCAUGUUCACAGAGGAGGACCUGAAGCAGGUCAAGGACAUGUUUCCCAACAUGGAGGAGGAGGUGGUCAAGUCGGUGCUGGAGGCAAACCGAGGCAACAAGGAUGCAACCAUCAACUCUUUGCUGGCCAUGAGCA
Aplysia californica (California sea hare) is the source of this 848-nucleotide messenger RNA. Its product is annotated as toll-interacting protein. Gene Ontology annotation, molecular function: ubiquitin binding; ubiquitin conjugating enzyme binding. The record is from RefSeq and is a predicted model, not a curated record. Gene Ontology annotation, biological process: ubiquitin-dependent protein catabolic process. NCBI's taxonomy places the organism in Eukaryota, Metazoa, Mollusca, Gastropoda, Aplysiida, Aplysiidae. Gene Ontology annotation, cellular component: cytoplasm.